UCAAGGAAGUCAACGAUAAUAAAAGCCUUGUGAUGAUACUGCGCAUGUCUGAUUCUAAAGCACUUUUUGGUGAAAUUUCCACUUAAUUACCGCUCUGAUUUAAGGAUCCCUAAAUUUAGACAUUGAGGAAACAACUUUCUACUCAGAACAUUAAACGUUUACCUGAAGUACCGUAUGCAGGUAUGUGUUAUUAUCUGGUUGAGACCGAGUGUGUCUAAGCGGUAAAGAUUUAUUGUAGAAUAAAUGCCUACAUGUAAUUCUUUAGCAGAAAAGUUGGCCAUACAACGUGAAUGAUGUCUCGCUUGUGUUUAAUGAGGAUCACAAAUAAACAAGAGGGCGCAAUAAAGCCGUGUGACGUAGCUUCCGGUUGUUGAUUUGUUUGUCGGGAAUUUUGUGUUUGUGUCUUACACUUUCGUUAUUUUUUUCUCAUCGCAUUCUCUACUUACCGUUUGCUUCGUGUCUUCUCUUUUUUUUAAUUUGUGGAAAUACGCUUUAUUCACUGUUUAAAAGCAGUGAGUGGAGCCCAUUCCUAUCAGAACUACAAACACACACUACAGUAACCACAUUAUGCAGCUGUUUUUAUAUUUAUAACACACACACACACACACUGAACGCUGAAUGCUGCAGCUGUGUAAGAUAACAGACUCGCUGUUCAUCAGCAACGCUCGCUCGGCCUGCAAUAAUGAGCUCCUCCAGAAGGAAUCAGUGACCCUGUGCAUCAACGUGUCCAGGCAGCAGCCGAGUCCUCCAGCGCCGGUCAGCACUCUGCGUGUGGCCGUGUAUGACGACCCCAACGAGGACCUGCAGGCGCACUUCGACCGCUGCGCCGAUGCCAUACUCAGCGUUGAGGCGGGUGGAGGCCGCACCCUCGUAUACUGCAAAAACGGCCGCAGUCGCUCGGCUACCGUGUGCAUGGCCUACCUCAUGAAGCACCGCAGCUUGUCCCUUACCGAGGCGUAUGAGAUGGUGAAAAGUGCCCGAUCAGUGGUGGAGCCAAACCCGGGUUUUUGGGCUCAGCUGGAGCGAUAUGAGCAGGAACUGAAGAUCAGACGAGACCUACCUGAACACAAACGCCUGCAGUUCAGCCCGAUUUCUCUACAGCGACUAUUUCACCGGAAACAAAAUAAAUAGAAUAUCUCUUGAACGAUGUGUAGUUAAUUAUACCUUCACGUACUGUACAUAUUAUUUAUUGUAUUAUACAACCAGAGAUAUCAAAAGUACACACAUCUUUCACUCAAGUAAAAGUGCAGAUACUUAUGUUUUAAAAGACUUUGGUAAA
Silurus meridionalis is the source of this 1279-nucleotide messenger RNA. RefSeq names its product dual specificity phosphatase 28 (gene dusp28). Gene Ontology annotation, biological process: protein dephosphorylation. Gene Ontology annotation, molecular function: MAP kinase tyrosine/serine/threonine phosphatase activity. The record is from RefSeq and is a predicted model, not a curated record. The transcript is spliced from 4 exons. Gene Ontology annotation, cellular component: cytoplasm. Lineage: Eukaryota; Metazoa; Chordata; Actinopteri; Siluriformes; Siluridae. The coding region runs from base 619 to 1131 and encodes 170 amino acids.